Messenger RNA from Guillardia theta CCMP2712, 1059 nucleotides. RefSeq lists its product as hypothetical. The transcript is spliced from 11 exons. Gene Ontology annotation, biological process: endoplasmic reticulum calcium ion homeostasis. The record is from RefSeq and is a predicted model, not a curated record. Bases 1 to 1059 code for a protein of 352 amino acids. Gene Ontology annotation, molecular function: calcium ion binding. NCBI's taxonomy places the organism in Eukaryota, Cryptophyceae, Pyrenomonadales, Geminigeraceae. Gene Ontology annotation, cellular component: endoplasmic reticulum.
AUGCUUUUCCUAUUGAUUGCUCUGAAUGAUGUUCAGAGGAUUUCAUGCGCGGCAAAUGAUCAGUAUGCUGCAACCCAGGUCGUUGAUGACGAUGAAGAUGAAGAAGAGCUUGAUAAACCUCCAUCUGUUCAUGACGACAUGAGCGAUAAAGGAAACGAGAAAACACGAAAAGAUCCGCCUCAUGUAGAACAGACGCCAAGAAAAGAGCAGAAGGUUGACGACGUCGAGUUUGACCCGGAGGAGUUUGAAGGCUUCGAGCAAGCAGCUCCCAAGGCAGACGACCAGCAAGCAGAGUUGAACAGAAGGAUGGAAGAGGCGAGGCGAAGGAUGGCGAUGAUGAAAAAGAAGGAACUCUGGGAGUAUUACCCUGAGAUGAUUGCUGGAUUGAUUGUGUUGGUGUACGUUCUGAAUUACGUCCGAGGAAGUUCGAAGAACAGGCAAAUCGCCAACGGCUGGUUAUCUGUCUGUAUCAACAGGUUGCAAGACAACUUUGCGCUGGUUGGGAAGGACAACGAUGAGGUCCUGGUGAGAGACAGCGCCUGCCAUUACACGAUGUACUGCAGCGGAAGGGUUAACUGCGAAAGCGUUUCAAUCUCUCUCGAUCUUAAACCCAGGCAGGACCUCUUCUCCCUCCUCUGGGAAGUCUUUCAGCCUUUCGGGAGCGCAAAGUGGGAGGACACGGUGACGGUGGACGUGAUGCUGGGCAGCGAAGGAGAGACGGGGGGGAUGAAAGAGAAGUUCACUCUCGCAGUGCUGCAGAAGAGCUCUGAGAGCAAGGUGAGAUCUGAAAAUAAUGAUCUCGAGAGUGCAAUGGUCAGGCGAUGGAAGACGACAUUGCAUGACUCCUUCUCCUGCAUCGCCGACGACGAGGAGAUCCCAGUGGACCUUAUACCUGAUGUGGUUGCAAACACCCUCAACGACCACCGGCAGUACAUCCGCCUCAUCCACUUCUCCGACAAGAUGAUCGUGGGUCCCAUCAACCAGCGCGAGCAAAGAUCGUGCUUGAGGUUUUCCUUCUUCCUCCUCCCCGAUGAUCGACACGCGGCCAAGGUCAAGUAG